Oryza brachyantha (malo sina) is the source of this 3457-nucleotide messenger RNA. RefSeq lists its product as uncharacterized. Bases 1 to 3168 code for a protein of 1055 amino acids. The transcript is spliced from 9 exons. NCBI's taxonomy places the organism in Eukaryota, Viridiplantae, Streptophyta, Magnoliopsida, Poales, Poaceae. The record is from RefSeq and is a predicted model, not a curated record.
AUGGCGGGCGGGGGCGGGGGAGGGGGAGGGGGAGGGGGAGGCGCGACGCUGGCGGCGGCGAUGGCGCGGGCGGCGCCGGGGGCGGCGGCGAUCCCGGCGGGGGCGGUGGCGGCCGCGGAGGCCGCGGCGGACGAGGUGGUGCGGCGCGUGCGGCCCACGGAGGCCUCCGAGCGCCGCCGCGCCGGGGUCGUCGACUACGCGCGGAGGCUCCUCGGCGCCGCGCUCGGCUGCGAGGUCUUCGCUUAUGGAUCAGUUCCAUUGAAGACUUACCUUCCCGAUGGGGACAUUGAUUUAACAGUACUUGGGAAUACGUCUUAUGGUAGUACUCUAAUUGAUGAUAUCUACUACAUCCUUCAGUCAGAAGAGCAGAACAGUGAUGCUGAGUUUGAAGUAAAGGACUUGCAACUGAUCAAUGCUGAGGUCAGACUUAUUAAAUGCACUAUUGAAAAUAUUGUUGUUGACAUCUCAUUCAAUCAAACUGGUGGAAUCUGCGCGCUUUGCUUCCUUGAACUGGUUGACCGUAAAGUUGGAAAAAAACAUCUACUCAAAAGGAGCAUUAUACUAAUCAAGGCAUGGUGUUAUUAUGAAAGUCGUCUAUUAGGAGCUCAUCAUGGUCUAAUAUCAACUUACGCACUGGAAACUCUUAUUCUUUAUAUAUUCAAUCUAUUCCACAAAUCUCUCCAUGGCCCUCUAGAGGUUUUAUAUAGGUUUCUGGAGUAUUUCAGCAAGUUUGACUGGGACAACUAUUGCAUAAGUUUAAAUGGCCCUGUUGCAUUGUCGUCUUUGCCAAAUCAAAUUGUUGAAGCUAUAAAUACACCUGGUGGUGACUUGCUGUUUGACAAAGAGUUCCUCAAGAACUCAGUGCAAAAAACUUCUCCAAAAGAUACCAAUGCAUGCUAUAACGAAUUUCGUGCGAAAUAUCUAAACAUAAUUGAUCCACUAAAGGAGCACAACAAUCUUGGCAGGAGUGUGAACAGAGCCAGUUUUAAUCGUAUUCGGACUGCUUUCUCAUAUGGUGCUCAGAAGCUUGGUAAAGUUCUCUUGUUACAACCAGAACUUAUUCCUGACGAAAUUUAUGGAUUUUUCAAGAACACUUUGGAUAGGAUUGGAAGUGGAGUAAGGCCAGACAUUGACAGUGAAAUCUAUGAUGAUGCAUUUCAUUGUGAGCCUUCCUUUCGCACUGGCACUGGCAAGACACUGUGGGAGGAGAUGUCAAGCAUGAGAAUUUCCUGCAAGAAUCAAGAUGAGAAUAGUAGUCCUCACCAUUUUUCAAAGAUCUUAGUUAACAAAGGCUCAUAUGCCACAUUGAAUGCGCCUACACAUUUAGCUCAGCGUUUUCAUUCUGAUCACAUGAUAUCAUCAAGUACUGAUUUAAGUAUAAAUUCGUCCUGUUUUGUCCAUCACACACCAAAUCAAUAUCCAUUGUUUUCCCUUGGAAAUGGCAAUGGUGGCAGUGAACAGUACAUGUACCAUGGAAUGGUGGAGCAGGUAUCUUGCUGUACAGCUGAAACCUGCCAUGUGAAUGAAGAACCAUCAAUGCAUCCACAAGUUCAUCCAAACAAUAUAUUUUACUUAACUCUGAACAAUAAUUUGGGAUAUUCCAAAUCUGGUCCGUCAGACAAGAUGAUAACUGCACACCAUGAGGAAAGACAGAAUUUUCCUCCCCUAUCGAGCUUGGUGGAUCUAUCUGGUGACUUAGAUUUGCAAUUGAGAUGCCUCCGUCAAGUUCAGUAUCACCUAGAAUAUAUGUUUGAUGGGGUUUUGCAGUCUGUUCAAGAAACGUCUUCUGAUUUUACCGUUGUCAAGGAGUUGUUUGACACUCCAACUCUUAACAUCGUGUCUAACACUGAUGUUCUGCUACCAGGGCGGUUGUCUCCAUCUACUGAAACUGAUGAGAGGAGAUUAUCUCCAGUUUCUUCUUCUCAUAGCACGGAAGAUUUUUCACAGCAAUCACAGGAAGAGGACAACUGGGGUGUGGCAUGCCAGCAGAAUGUUUUAUCACCCUCUGGAAUAAUUGCUCUCUCCAAUGGUCUGCCAACACCAAGUUCUUCUUAUGCUGAUUCAGAAAAUUAUGUUCAAUGGUAUCACAGGUCAGAUGAUAUCCCCAGUAUGCAAGGAACAGUUCCACAUAUUUUCCAAAAGAACAUGGCAUCAUCGGGAGAGAACACCAAAACACUGAUCUCACGACCAGUGAGAGUUAAAAGCAUCCAAGCAUCGGUUCCAAAAGGAAUCUUUUUCACUUAUAAGGAGCAACUAGCAAAAGAAACUGCGAACAAAGACAUAAAGUUAAGCCAAGUUCAGGACAAUGAGCAUGAAUAUAUUGUCAGCAAUAAGAAGAUUGUGGGCAAUAAUUGUGAGACUUGCAUAGAAUAUAUUAAACCGGAAAAUGAAGCAAGCCAAAUACCAAGGCAUUACAAGCAUGUUCGCUCAAGCAAAAACUCAUCCGAGAAUAGAAUUUAUGAUACUGACAUGGGCUUUGCCCAAUCUGUUAGCACGAUGAAUCAAAUGCCAAAAUAUCAACCGCUGAAGAAUCAGGAUAUGCCAAAUGAGUGCAUCUGUCCUACCCGCAGCUUGACUAGAAACCAAAGCAAUGACAUCCGAAAAGAGUGUGAAGUAUUCAAUUGGCCAAGAAAACAAAUGCCAAGUGGUGAGCCCCAAAACAGUCUACGUGGCAGGGCUGGCUCAAACAAGAAAUUAGCUGCGAAACAAAUCAACAAUAAUCACAAGGAACACCUAUCUUUUGUAACGGAUACAGAGCAAAUGCCAGAAAACCAGGCCAACUCAAACAAAGAGGCUGAGAUUGUUGGCAAAUGCAGGCUAUCAUUGCCACCGGUACAGUUCUCUCAUCACAAUAAUAAUGGCAAAGGCCAAACUAUGCUUACAUCAUCUACCGUUCAUCCCUCGUUCCCUGUCACAAAAGGAUAUUCUCAAUCCGGUAGCCUGGAGAUACCACCGCUAGAUACUAUUGAGUUUGGAACUUUGGGGCCUAUUUCAUUGACACUUUCACCGAAGUCGAACAAGCCUCGUGACACACUUUCUACCAGUAAGACAUGUGCAGAUGCUGCUGCAUUGGCAUUGCAAAGCCAUCCAACCCAAAGCAGAUCACCAGGGUUUUACAAAGUGGGAGAUGAAGAACACUUCCCACCUCUCCGUGCUGGAACCCGCUGAGACUUGCAGUACAUACACAGGUGAUACAGUUGAUCAUAGGUUUAGAGAGAUAAAAGAGAAGAUCUAACAAGUAACAAGUUGAGCUAUUUUUCAUAUUGUUAAGAGCACAAAGGCGAGGAUUUUAGUAGCAUAUAUAUUCGUCCAUCUAAAUUCUGUCGAUCCCUUGUCCUCAAUUGUCUAUAGUUAGGCCAAAGAAUGCUAAUGAGUAGCAACUAAUUAUACCAUUGUAGUUCUUUUACCUUAAGGUUAACUUGAAUGAAGAAAAUAUCGGGGGAAUAUAUUAGGUUAA